AUGGUCAAUGCAGGCCGCGUCUGCUGUAUAACGGCACCUUUCCUCCUCUCAAUAGGAGUCUUAAUAUGUCUAGUACUGGUGUUCCUGGCCGGUACUUUCGACCGCAACAAGACUGUGGACGACCUCUACUUCCUCAAGAUCGAUCUGACAAACCUCACACUCUCAUCCUCUGCAAACCUCUUAGAUGAUCUAAGCGGUGGUAACACCACCAUCCUGGGCGGUGCCCUCGAAGCUGCCAAGCAGUCACUGGGAAUGAAAGAUUACUACACCAUCUACCUGCGUAGCUACUGCAGCUGGAACGGUGAUGACACUUACGCCAACUGCACCGACCCCGAAGCCUACUUCUGGUUCAACCCCAUCAAUAUCUGGGGCCUGAACAACACCGGUGUCCCAGUCGACGACUACCUGCCCCAGACCUUCCGCGAUGGCCUCGACGCCUAUCACGCCGCCAGCAAAGCCCUCUUCUACCUCUACGUCUUCGCCCUCUCCGCCGCCUGCGUCACCAUCCUCGUAGGCUUCUCCGCAAUUUUCUCACGAUGGGGCUCCUUCUUUACCACAUUCUGCGCCUCGGCCAUGGCCAUCCUGAUCCUCGGCGCCUCCAUCACCGCUACAGCAGUCUACAUUGUUCUCCGCACGGCCCUCAAUGAGACUCUGAAAGACGAUUAUGGCAUUGAAUCGAGCAUCGGUACCAGUGUGCUUUCUGUCACUUGGAUUGGGACUGCACUGGCUCUAGGGGCUGGCUUCUUCUGGCUCCUCUCCGUCUGUUGCUGUAGUGGUCGCAGCCCGUAUAAUCCUGGAAACAGGGAAGCUAGGCGUACUCGUGCCGAGAAGACCCCUUAUUCCUAUGAAAGAGUGGGAAGCCCUUAUAUGGGUCCUACUGAUCACCAGAGCGUUCCCCUGAAUACUCUUGGACCCCAUGGUGGCGGAUAUCAUGAUCAGAGAGGAAGCGCUUAUGAACCGUUCAGACCGCAGGGAAUGUAA
Rhinocladiella mackenziei CBS 650.93 is the source of this 981-nucleotide messenger RNA. RefSeq lists its product as uncharacterized. Gene Ontology annotation, cellular component: plasma membrane; cell cortex of cell tip. The transcript has 2 exons. The record is from RefSeq and is a predicted model, not a curated record. Lineage: Eukaryota; Fungi; Ascomycota; Eurotiomycetes; Chaetothyriales; Herpotrichiellaceae. Bases 1 to 981 code for a protein of 326 amino acids. Gene Ontology annotation, biological process: fungal-type cell wall organization.